UCAAUUGAAAGAUAAAACCCGUUUUCUGUAGCACACCUUUAUUUUUUUAAUUCACAAUGGAUAGAAAGGGAAGAAAUACCCUCCGUCGCACUGCUCGACUGACCAGACGGAGGCGCUCCACAGGAGGUAACGAGGUCAGCAGGAUCAAGGCUACCGAGAAGCCGGGGGUGGAGCCUCCUUUGGAGACCAGGACCCAGCAGCGCGUCUUCCUCUACAUCCAGCUGAACGAAAUGAGCAAACUGCCCAAAACGACGUAUCCACUGGAGCUGCACCUCUACCAUCCGAAGAACACGCUGCAGAAGAUGCAGGAGCGCUACACCACAGAGACCAUCAUCUAUCAGCACGAGUUCAAUCUGAAGAAGCCCGUGUUCGCAAUGGGUGUGAUGCAGGACGACAUCGAGGACAUGAACACGUUCAGCGAUCAGCCGCUGUUGAUUUCCCUCUAUCAAAGGAUUCCCAGGCGCCGCAAGGGAGGAUCGGGAAAAGGAAAGUCGAGGAAAGGAGGCACAUCCUCGUCGCUGGAAAUAAAUCAAUUAAUUACAGAUGCUUCGGAGGGUAAAGAGAACGUGCCCAAUGAAAGAUCCAGUAAGAGGUCAUCCGAACAGGAUGGUGAGGAAGUUGGGGAGGAAGGUGAGGGAGGCACCUUUUUGGAGGGGCGACUGGAGCUCUUAUCUCGCGGCCACUGCGAUCUUCUACAGCUUUUCCAGCGACGCCGCUUUAUCAGCGACAUCACCAUCUAUCUGUAUCCGGAGUACCGGUCGAAGAAGAUCAAUGACAAAAUCACCACGUGCAGCGUUUGGCACAUGUACUCCAUUCUGCCCAUCCUGAAGAACUUUACCUUCACGAACUUGGCGUUUCUAACCCUGGAAUCGAUAUACAAUGUGCCCGAGGACCUCCACUCGAAAUCCGCCGAAUUGGGCCUCAGUGUUUCCUUUCGUUCAAAACAGCCGGAUGAGUCGGAUGGUUCCUUUCGGUUGAUUCCUUUGUGCACCUACUCGGGAUUCAUUUCGCAGAUCAUCAGUGACCAGAACACGAUCAUCGUGUGGGAGAACAUCAAGCGGGAUCUGCACCUCGACAUGAACUUCAGCUUCAACCAAAUGGAGACCAAUUCAAGGAUAAAGCUUCCGAAGCUGUUUCGCAUGCUCCUCUGGGAACAGGACAUUGACUUUCAGGUCUACAAAAUUGAUCCUGUCUCGGACCUUGCCUUGAUCAACAACUCUCUGCACCGUUUCGUUCUCAACGAGGAUAUGAGAAAAAUCCUCGAGCAGGCGGUGGUUCACGAUGACUACGAGUUGUUGCUGCAACUGUACCAGGAGACCCCAGGCAAUGUCCUGUACGAGGGAGUCCUUAAUCCGAGCAUAUUUGGGUAUCCAGGAGUGAACUAUUGCCGCUUCGCAUGCAGGCUAAGUCCCGUUCGCGAACCCUCCAUCAAGCUGAGCCUGCCCAGAGAUACCCUGGUAAUGGGCCCGAUGUUCUGCACCUUCAAGAUUUGCUUCUUUCAGCCAAUUUGCGAGCGCAAUGAACCGCUGGACAAGUACAAUGAGAGCCUCCUCAAAAGCGCAAAGCUGCGCCGCUGCUUCGACAUGGAUUUCCUCAAGGAGGACGAGACGGAUAAGGAUGUGCUACUUGAGCUCUACCGUGCCUUUGAUGAUCUCAUAACCGAUACAAUUAGGUACAUAAUCAAGCGAGAUGUGCAGGACAUCCACGACAGGAAGGAGUUCUUUUGCUGCCAGCUGAGCAACCUUUGCAAUCUGGUGCUGAAAAUAUGCGGCUGCGACUUCAACAUCCGAAUGCCAACGAAGACGAACAUUGAAUUCAGAGAAAUGCUGACCCACAUGUACAAGGAGCUGAUGGAGCGCAUUGAGGGCGUAUUCACCGCCUGCUGUUGGAAAAGCACAUCGAAUAAGGAGCAUGGGGAACAUGGCUUAAAUCGGCUGAUGAACGAAAUGCGACUGGUCAGCAGCAGUGGCCAACGAGAUUUGGCCAUUCAUAUGUACGAUGAGAUCAACCACAGCACCACCAACCGCGUUAUAUUCGACUUUGUUACCCUGCUAAACAGCGUCGAAUGCCUGCAGUUUGAACAGGCGGCGAGGUACUUCGCAAAACCACGAACCACCGAUUGGAGUGGGUAUUACUUUACUCUUCUCCUACAGCUCUAUGUUAACUAUAUGAUGGACCUCAGAUCGACGGACGAAGAGGUCUUGAGUACGGCCAAGUCAACUAUGAUCGAGAGUCUGCGCCAGUUUGCAGAUAACAACCGGAUGGAAUCAGAAACCUGGAUCCUUUUGUACUGCUAUUACAAGGAAUAUUCCUACUUACCCGGCAUGGAGUUAACGCGAUGGAAAUUUCAGAAUCUCCAGAAAAUUGCACCCAAGACAAUGGACUUUACUCCCACUUCCCUAUACGAACUGUACUUGCCGGACGACUUUGAAAUGAAGAGCACAUCCACCUCGAUGAAUACUCAGUUCUAUCCGGUUUUUAAGCUUUUUGCCCGCCUCGGAGCAUACUCAUUUGCGGAAGUUAUAUUUUCCGACAUAGAACAGUGUUUUACGGAAGCGGAAGUCUAUAUUAUAAGAACCACUUUGAAGAUACUGCAGCGGCAGAUCGAUGACAAGUUCAAUAUCAUUAAGAUGCCCACGGAUAACAGUGUGUCGGGAAAGUUGAAGCGCUGUUACCAGCUGCACAUCAACGGCAGUGUAGAGUAUUCGCGUGGUCGCUGUGAUGAGGCUCUGAAAUACUUUCAGGAGUUAUUGUCAGUGGCGGAUCCAAUGGAUAAGUGGCGGUUCAAGUUGAGUUUCCUGCGGCUCGGUCAAUUGGCCUUUCAAAGUGGACAAUAUGAGCUGGCCGAAAAAGCAUUUGAUAUCUGCUUGCAUUCCAGACGCAAGAACUUUGUAGCCAACUACGGAAAGGGACGGACACUUUACCAUCUCAACCGUCUGGAGGAAGCCAUUCCCUUCCUCUCGCGAUGCACUGAAGUCGACAUCUUCAUACCCGAUGUCUGGGGCUACUUAGCUAUCAUUAACCUACGACUUGGCAGAAAUAAGACGGCCCUGGAAUGCUGGAAGGUUGCUAAAGAGAACCCCGAAGUAAGCAUCAGCAAGAGCGUUUAUGCCGAACUCGAUAAGAUCCAGUACUCGGAUGUGCAUCUGCUGGUAGAUGAUGAUGGAAACCCAUCCGAAAAGAUGUCGAAAAUGGACUUUAUUCCUUUGUAAUUUGGUGAAACAAAAGGCUUUAGAGCUACCCAAGAAAAUAUGAACUACCUAGUAAAAUGGUCCUAAACAAA
Drosophila teissieri is the source of this 3283-nucleotide messenger RNA. RefSeq lists its product as uncharacterized. Bases 57 to 3212 code for a protein of 1051 amino acids. The record is from RefSeq and is a predicted model, not a curated record. Lineage: Eukaryota; Metazoa; Arthropoda; Insecta; Diptera; Drosophilidae. Gene Ontology annotation, biological process: cilium movement; cilium assembly. Gene Ontology annotation, molecular function: protein binding. The transcript has 7 exons. Gene Ontology annotation, cellular component: motile cilium; extracellular exosome.